Messenger RNA from Rhinichthys klamathensis goyatoka, 465 nucleotides. Its product is annotated as ly6/PLAUR domain-containing protein 2. The record is from RefSeq and is a predicted model, not a curated record. The transcript has 4 exons. NCBI's taxonomy places the organism in Eukaryota, Metazoa, Chordata, Actinopteri, Cypriniformes, Leuciscidae. Bases 6 to 365 code for a protein of 119 amino acids.
ACAGGAUGAAUCAGCAGGUCUCCGUCGUUCUUUUUUUCAUUUCUCUCACUGGAGGUUAUUCUCUCAAGUGUUACUCCUGCACAUCUCUGUCAGGUUCCUGUGAAGUAAAAGAGCAGACAUGUCCAGGUGGAGUUUCUCAAUGUUCAAGCACUACGGGGGAACAAUCCAUCGGUUCCUCUAAGGUGUCCGUCAUAAUUAAAGGGUGCUCAUCUGAAUGUGUACCAGGGACUCUAACACUACCAGCUGGAGGGACAGGGACUAUGAGCUGCUGCAACACUGAUCUUUGCAAUGCCGCAGAUGGUGUGUAUAAGGGAAGCUUCCUCUUGCUGGUGUCUCCUCUGCUCUUCUACUUCCUGUUUCAGUGAGUCCAGCUGAACUUCAGAUUUUACAGCAAAGACCAUCAAACAAACUCAAUAUGAUACACAAUCUGAAUAAAGCUUGUUAGUGGCUCUGCUGUUCUUUGGU